Hermetia illucens (black soldier fly) is the source of this 1332-nucleotide messenger RNA. Its product is annotated as putative cystathionine gamma-lyase 2. The record is from RefSeq and is a predicted model, not a curated record. Lineage: Eukaryota; Metazoa; Arthropoda; Insecta; Diptera; Stratiomyidae. Gene Ontology annotation, cellular component: cytoplasm. The transcript is spliced from 6 exons. Gene Ontology annotation, biological process: transsulfuration. Gene Ontology annotation, molecular function: cystathionine gamma-lyase activity; pyridoxal phosphate binding. Bases 69 to 1262 code for a protein of 397 amino acids.
GUUGUAUACCGUUGUUGAUAGCACUAGAAGGGAAGGAAAGUUUUGAAAAUAAAAUAUAAUAAUUUCAAAUGGAGGAACCACCACGAUUUCGACAACGAUCAAAGGGAUUUGCUACGAAGGCUCUUCACACUGGACAAGAUCCCGAACAAUGGAAGAGUCGCUGCAUUGUGGCUCCCAUUAUAACGAGCACCACAUUCGAGCAACCUUCUCUUGAUAAAUUUGGUGAAUUCAUUAACGGCCGAGAAGGUAAUCCAACUCGAAAUGUUCUUGAAAAGUGUUUGGCUCACCUAGAUGCGGGAGAGCAUUGUGUCACGUUUUCAUCAGGUACUGGGGCAGUCAUGGCUGUAGUGUCAAUGCUUAAGCCCAAGGACCACCUAGUUUGCAGUAGUGAUCUUUACGGUGGCACAACUUAUCUGCUGAGGAAACAUUGCGAGCAUUAUGAAAUUGGACUGGAUACCGUGGAUCCCACAGAGUUGGAUCAGCUGCAGAAGGCAAUCAAGAAAAACACAAAAAUGGUGUUUAUUGAAACGCCCACCAAUCCAUUAAUAAAAGUUCUGGACAUCGCUGCGAUAUCGAAAAUACUGAAGACUUUCGACAGCCAAAAUAUAAUAUUCGUGGUGGAUAACACUUUGCUCACCCCCUAUUUCCAACGUCCUUUGGAUCUCGGAGUAGAUAUUGUUGUUUAUUCACUAACGAAGUAUAUGAACGGUCACACUGAUGUUACAAUGGGAGCUGCAAUAACAAACUGCCCCAAACUGGAGCAGAAACUAAAGUUUGCACAAGUUUUCUCAGGAAUAGUACCAUCGCCGUUCGAUUGUUACCAAGUGAAUCGAGGCAUCAAAACUCUUGCCGUGCGAAUGGAAGGACAUGCUAAAAACUCACUGAUGGUUGCCCGAUUCCUCGAAAGUCAUCCCUUAGUUGAACGUGUGUUACAUCCUGGUCUACCAUCGCACCCGCAGCAUAAGCUUGCUAUUAGGCAGAGCUUCGGUCACAGCGGUAUAAUGUCUUUCUACCUAAAAGGAAAUAAGGACAACACGGCUAAGUUCAUGAAGGCUCUUAAAUAUUUCCUAUUUGCCAGCAGCUUCGGUGGACCUGAAAGUUUAAUAUCCACACCGACCACUUUGAGUCAUGCGUUCCUACCUGCUGAAGAACGAGAGAAACUUGGUAUAACUGAUAAUUUGAUCAGGCUGUCCGUUGGUUUGGAAGAUGCUGAUUGUCUUAUAAAUGAUUUAGACCAGGCCUUGAAAUUAUCUCAGCGGUGAUUUUAUCGCUGAUUUAGAUAAUGAGUGUAGAUGACAAAUUUAAUAAAAGGAAUAAAAGUUCGGAUUAUUA